This is a messenger RNA of Entrophospora sp. SA101, 1332 nucleotides long. Lineage: Eukaryota; Fungi; Glomeromycota; Glomeromycetes; Entrophosporales; Entrophosporaceae. The record is from the annotation of a GenBank genome assembly.
AUGUCAGAGUCCAACGCUAAACAAAAUACAAUUUUCAUUCCACCUGAUCUUUAUUAUGAAGAUCGAGCCCAUACUUCAUUAGCUACCGAGUUGAACAUUCUCUCCAGAACAUCUGAUCAAAUGGUGGUAGAAAAAGUGCGAUCGUUACAGAAACAAUUAAAGAACGGAUCGUCAGAAAUCAGUGAUAUUGUCUGGAACAGGAGCAAAGAGAUUGCAGAGUCCAAAGUUCGUUUAUCACUCAGCGAACUGCUAGCUAAGACGAAUAUUAAGACAGCAAUUGUUGAUGAAAUCGGAAGUUCAGGAAGCCAAAGUUCCUCUAAACUAACAGAAAAAACUCAAAAGUUCAGAUACGAAUCAAAUGAGGACAUGAACAAGAAAAAUCGAGAGGAUAGAUGCAAACCUCAAGAUGAAGAUGAACAAGAAAAAGGUGCUAUAUCUAGUGAUACGUUGCAAAUGAGUGUGACAGAAUCAAUGAUUGGGAAAGUGGAAAGAACAGCACUGAUAGUAGACUUUGUCAAUUUGGAGGAAGUUUUCGAAGACCACAGUAAAGAUUGCGAAAAUAUCUUUGACUUAUGUCAUAGCGAUAUAAUGGACCUUAGACCUGCCUCACGAUUCACAGAAAAAAUCCCUGUAGCAAUCUGGGAGAAAUUCGUGUCAAAUACAUAUCCCGAAUACGAAAUACCUGAAGCAUGGGAAAAAUUAGUACAAGAUAUUUUCAAGCCAAAAGACUCAUUAGCAGAAUGGAUAAAAACCUGGCGCGGACUUUAUGCAAUUUCUGAUGAAAAUGAAAGCAAUGGCGACCUCGGAGAAAAUCAGUACAAUGCACAAUUUGUAAGUCCAGUACUGAAUAAUGUGCUCAAGGCUGUUCUUAGUAUCGACUGGAGAAUUCUCGAAGUCCCGGUUGAAAGUAGCAAACACCGACGUAAUUCCAAUAUCAACCCAAUUAUUGAUAAAGUUUUGGAAGCAAAACGUGCAGAUGGUCUUGCCCGCCUCUGGCAAAGCCAUAAAGAAGUGCUCAUAUAUGAACAGACAGGACCUCCAGACUUUGAUGAUGUUACUCAAUUUUACAUACAUGAUUAUAAGUUGGUUCGAGCCAUGAGGGAUGUGUUAAAUCAAAGAAUAACCCUUCGUCUUAAAGAUGGGAUAUCUGAUCAUAAAGACCUAGCAAGCUUUGGUGCCUUUGGCCAUCGCACCGAGUCAUUUAUGAAAAAAAAUAUCGAAAAGGGCAAGUCACAUACUGACCAAAAAAAUAAGUUACUUGUCAAGCGGAAAGUUCACACUAUAAAGCAGAAUCCACCAACACCAAACCGACCUAAGAAGCAAAAGCAUUAG